Lolium rigidum is the source of this 1563-nucleotide messenger RNA. RefSeq lists its product as uncharacterized. Lineage: Eukaryota; Viridiplantae; Streptophyta; Magnoliopsida; Poales; Poaceae. The record is from RefSeq and is a predicted model, not a curated record. The transcript has 3 exons. The coding region runs from base 1 to 663 and encodes 220 amino acids.
AUGGGGUUGGCGUCGCGGUGGGGAUGUGGGAUGCGGGGCGGUGGAGGUGGCGCGCCGGAGCUCCGGCAGACGCGGUGGCAAAGCUCCGACGGUGAUGCCCAGAUGCAGUUUUCAGUUUUGCAACCAGGUUUUUUCUCUAUCGUGGUGAUCGGGAGGCCUAAUCCCCACUCGCCGCGGUUAUUCUUGGCCAGUCCCCAAUCUCCCCACGCUCUCCUCUCCUCCAGCUCCUCAGAUCCGGCGACCUCCGGCUCCUCGCCGCCGCCACGGAAAUUCGGCGCCUACGCGCCCUAUAUCGACCCAUGGAGACCCGGGUUCACUUCCUUCGACGGCUGUCCCGAAUUUCAGGCGUCGCGCGUGGCCGGAGCUGAGGACGCGUUCCUCUCCGUCUCCCGGGAGAAAGGGGAACGGCGACCCAUUGGCGCAGCUGCCGUCCGGAGAUCGCUGGUGGCGACGUACCCGGUAGUUCUGUGGGAGAGGAGCAGGCGGAGGCCGGCCAUGGUGUCCUGCGUUGGCCGCGGAGGCGGGGGAUUCGCCAACGAGGCGUACAUCAGGUAUUACGAGGCGGCGCCGAAGACGGCAUUGGAGGCGGCGGCAAGCGAUCUUACCGAGCUCCAGACCAUGGGCCUCGUCUCCGACAACGGGGCAAGGAUAAGAUUCUCUUGAAUCCUUGCCGAUUGUGGCAGGCUUGUGUCAGCCAGCGUAGGCACUCGGCAUGGUGAGCUAGCUGCAGCACUGCAGCUUCGAUCUCUGUCGAAGUCUCCUCAUAGGUGCCGGCACGCUGCGCGCGAACAUUGAGCAGCAGCAGGCAACAACUUCAAUGUCGGUGUCUCUCAGCGCCACUUGCAAAGCAGCUUCAAACUACUCUACUCUCCUCCAGUAAUUAUAUUCUUUCAUGUUUCAUACUUCGUUCUACCGCAGUGCAGAUAUUGAGUGAUAAUUUGCAGUUUACAUCACCGCUAAACUUUGGUUGCCGCUGUACAUGAUAAAAUAUUACUUUGGACUACUUAUUUUAUAGCAUUUGAGGUCAAGUUAUAUUCCAUCUGUUAAAUUAAAAUAAAGGAAGAAACACACUAGGCCUGAUAGUAUAUGGUAGUGCUUGAUAGGAAGAGGAUGAAUGCCAUGUAGUCCAAAGAAGGUUGCUUUACAUGGAUCUGUCGAAUAGCAAUUGGCAAGAAGAGUACACAUUAGCGGAUUAUAACAUUAGUCUUAUUUGCUUUUGAAGUAGGUUGAACUUUAUUAUUUUGUCUAUUCUUUGGCCACAUGUGAUUCAUUGUUCUCGAUAUAAAAUUAUGCAUUACAUCCUCACGGAGCGGAAGUGCUAACUUGAUAGAAUAUAACACCAUCUACUUGGUUAUAAAGAACAAAAUCAUAUGUCAGUCUAUGUACAUAUUUUAUCGAUCCCUUUAUUCGCGAUUGGAGGCUUAAAUUCUGAAUUUUGUAGUUCAGGAGUAGCUAGCUCCCAUGUGUUGGUGUAUUUAAAUAUUUUGGCAAUCUCUGCAUAUGGUAGCCUUUUUAGGUCCCCAGUUUAAAUAAUAUAGAGUGUAAUCUCUGCAUCUUGUAAUU